This is a messenger RNA of Bemisia tabaci, 7803 nucleotides long. RefSeq names its product alpha-1,3-mannosyl-glycoprotein 4-beta-N-acetylglucosaminyltransferase a (gene Mgat4a). NCBI's taxonomy places the organism in Eukaryota, Metazoa, Arthropoda, Insecta, Hemiptera, Aleyrodidae. Gene Ontology annotation, cellular component: endoplasmic reticulum-Golgi intermediate compartment; endoplasmic reticulum; Golgi stack. Gene Ontology annotation, biological process: protein N-linked glycosylation. The record is from RefSeq and is a predicted model, not a curated record. Gene Ontology annotation, molecular function: acetylglucosaminyltransferase activity.
AAAAAAUCGAGGUGUUGCUCCAGACGGAUUGAUGUGUAUAUCCUCCUCUCCAUUUAUCUCCACUUCGAGAACGUUUAUUUCUGAACUUAAUCGUUGCAUCUACUUGAGUGUUUUCUGGAUAGCUACCGUGUUCUUCCGUUCGCGUUCGUGUUUGUUUACAAUGGUUAUCAAUGAGAGUUUGAGGUUAAAAGCUGAGAGAGCACUGUGAGUGAAUGAACUAUGAAUCCAUUUAUAGUAUUUUCAAACCACUAGAGUUAUGACUCCUCUUCCUUUCAUGUGAAGUGUUGUCUUUCCAUCGUUCUUUACGCGUUUUCAAUCGUAUUGAAGCCUUAAGCCUUUCAGUUAUUUCAUAUUUCCUUGAUAGUGUGCACCACCACCUACACUUGUACCCAAUUGCUCUCGUUUUCAUUUCUAAUUAAUUCUGCAGGCCAUAAGGCCUGUCAUAAAAAUAAUACUUGAAUACAUCGUUUUUUCUUCUUUGGAGUGCGUAGUGGCUUCAGUGGUUUAAUUGUUUUCCGGUCUUGACAUGUUGAAUCUACGCGCUGACCCAGGUGUGUCUAAGUUUUUCUUUGCGGACGGUGUAUGAAUUGUCUUGGCGUUUCCACAACACAGCGAAUAGCUCAGAACGUUAAUCAGCAACUGGCCGGCGGUCUGUUCGAAGGUGACUUGGACUACUAGCCUGUCGCGGAGAUCUUAACUCAAGGAGGCGGUGGUGGAGGCGGCGGUUGAGAUGAGCAGCAGUCUGACCCUGCCGCGCCGGAAACACUUGCUCGCACUCCUGGCUCUCGUCUUCAUCCCCUGCGCCAUCUACGUCUUCGUCUCCGAACCAGACCUGAAGCUUCAGGAACAGCUGCUGACAGAGCGGUUGGCAGAACUUCAAGUAAAGUUGGAGUACCUGGACGGGAUGUUGCACAGCCAGGAGAUAGAUGUCCAUGGAAUGGAACAACAGGUUCCAUUGCCUGGUGAAGAUUGGCUGGACAAUUCAACGGACUCGAAACUGUUUUAUUCAACACUAAAGAAUGCCUCCUCGGUAUCGGCACUGAAUCCUCCUCUGAAACUGCCGUCUGUCUACCAGUUCCUCACUCACCUCGUUAAUGUCCCUCAUCUUAGGCCCGCCUACAUCACAUCCAAGGGUCGUAGAGGAGUGAAAAUAAUCUUAGGGGUACCAACUGUGAAACGAAGCAACCAAAGUUAUUUGCUGACAACCUUGCAGAAUUUGCUGGAAUCGAUGAGCCCCGAAGAACAGAAUGAAACUUUAAUAGUUGUAUUAAUAGCUGAGGUUGAUGCUAAAUAUGUUAUAAGUGUGGCCAACGAUGUUAAAGCACAGUUCCCUGAAGCCAUUGAGUCAGGGUUAAUAGACAUCAUAUCUCCUCCAUUACACUACUACCCUGAGUUCUCAUCUUUGCGGAGAACCCUGGAUGAUGAUCCGGAGAGAGUGAAAUGGCGCUCAAAACAGAAUCUGGACUAUGCAUUUUUAAUGAUGUACGCUCAGUCCAGAGGCAUGUUCUAUGUCCAGUUAGAGGAUGACAUUUUGGCCAAAACAAAUUUCAUCACAACAAUGAAGAGUGUCGCACUCAAAGCUAUCGUUAGGAGGCAGAACUGGUUUGUCUUGGAUUUUUGCCAGCUAGGAUUCAUCGGAAAAAUGUUCAAGUGCUUUGAGCUGCCAUGGAUCAUUCAAUUCUUCAUAAUGUUUUUCAACGAUAAACCUUGUGACUGGCUGUUAGAAAAUAUUAUUCACACAAAAGUGUGUAGAUUGGAUGACGAUGAUAAAAAGUGCAAGAAGAGGAAGGCCAAAAUCUGGGUACAGUACGAGCCAUCACUUUUCCAGCACAUAGGGACCACAUCAUCUUUGAAAGGGAAAAUUCAGACACUGAAGGAUAAAAGGUUUGGAAAGCUACAACUGUACAAAUCUCAUUCCAACCCCAGCGCAGAAUGCUACACGACAGUCAAAGCUUACAAAAUUCAUACUCUGCAGAAAGCGUACCUAGGUGAAUCAUUUUUCUGGGGAUUGACUCCUCAGCCUAAUGAUGUCUUCAUGUUCAAGUUCAAAGUACCCAUCAGACUUAAAAGGUAUCUACUUCGGAGUGGAAACGCAGAGCACCCCUCUGACUUGCUCUCUAAUACAACUGUUGAAAUUUUUCCAGUCAAGUCAUCUAUCUCAACAAAUCCGUCAAAUACCUCAAUAGUUAUAGGCAAAUUCAAUAAUAAAGGAAUAGCGGAGGGCACAGUACCUCUAGAAGUGGGACCAGUGGAUGAACUGAGACUAACCGUUCAUUCAGAGAGCGAUCAUUGGGUCAUUCUUAGUGAGAUUCUCAUUGAAACAGACAAUAGAUGACACUUAUACUAGUCAGUCCUCUUGUGUGGUCAAACGAUCAAACUCGGCUGUGAUAAAAUUUGGCAUCACUUCCAUUCAUCCAAACUCAACCCCCGGUUUUGUACAUAGUUCCUGUUUUCCCUCUGUUUUCUGUACCUCCAGGUUCAUUUUCAUCGUCAGUUCUACGUACUUGUUACUUAUCUCGUCUCAACAUUUUGCAAGAGGUUAACAGGGUAGUGAAUGUUUUAUGUGAGGACUCCACUCCAGCUUCUUCAUCGGUGAAAUAUUGUCAUCCUGAAGUGAUGAUAGUUCCAUUUCUUUCAGUUGUUUGCUUACUUCACCAAAAAUUUUAAAAAUUGUUGGAGACUGAAAACUGAAAUAACUUUACAGUUUGGGUCUUAGAAAACAAGAGGUCUCAGCAUCCGACAUUCUCCCCCAAAAAUAUUGUUUUGGCAACAGGAUCGAAAUAUUCCUCAUCAAAAUUGCUCUGAAUAAUAAUAUGUCAAUGAGAGGGUUAAAAAAAUCAACUUCAAAUUUUUUUUGUGACGCCUAAUCAACUUCUUCAGUUGGGUGUUAAUCGAACUGACGUUUUCGCUUGCCUCCACCAUUGUGAGGGGGGUGGUUUUUGGGUUUUUGAUAAUGAUGAAUCGCAAGGGCUGCAUUGACACAUAUUUACAUUUUUAUUCAAUAUUUCACUUGCGGUGAGUUUCACACUUAUAUUUAUAUACACAGUUCUAAGCUCUAAGAGUGGGCUAUAAGGUGACAUGGGUCUAGGCCGUGGGGAGGGGGGGAUACGGGUCUGAGCCGUGUUUGUGAACGCGUCCGGGGCGUGAUGGAGAUACGGGUCUGAGCCGUGAUGGUACGGGUCUCAGCCCUGAUAUUUACGGGUCUGGCCGAUGACUACGACUGUGGGUCUUCUUCAAAUCUGGAUCAAUACUGGUGCCCGGCCUAUGCCCCGGCCACUAUUUAUAGUCGAUCGCCGACUCCCCACCAGGCUGGUUUGCCCAGCUUUGCGAUAGGGAACCGAGCGAUCGAACUGCAACUAGCGGCCGAAGUUGGAAUUGCUUCGAGCGGGCGCGUCAGCACGCCACGCGCAUCAUUGAGAGUAUGUAUGCGAGUGCCGCGCCGCCACAUGGUGUUUCGGAAGAUUGUCUCGAGAGAUUUUUCGGUAAGGAAGUUUUCAAAAUGGAGUCUCCCAUCUGACUGUUAAGUUAUUUUGACUUUAAAUAUGGGUUCCACUUGCAGUUCUUUGGUCAAUUUUCUGACAAUCACCAUAGCAUCUUGAAAGCUAGAUUAUUUUUUUCUUCGGUAAAAUAUCUCAUGUAUUUUCAAGCAUCUCCGUUGAUGCAACAAUAUCAAUAUUGGGAGACUCACACUGUUUUACUCACACUGUUUUACUCACACUGUUGACUCGGAAAAGUACUUUGUACCAUACAAUAAACUAAACUAGGAACUCAAAAUCUGUGAUUUGGUCGGCUAAGUAGUAGCUUUAUGCAAAGGAACCUGGGUCACCAUUUUCCGUCUCUUUCGCCAAGUAAAACAUCGUUCCAAGUAUGCAAUAAUAACUCUGACGGUAGCACUGUUUCUCUCCCUGUUUACAUUUCAUGUGAAGUAAGCAAACAACCUGAUCAAAAUUGGCCCUUGGAAUAAUGUAAUUAAGUGUAUCUUCUCUUUAAGUACUUACAAAUCCUGACCUCUUGUGUUUAAUGCGACUUUUUUUUUACAGUGCAAACCUUUCAAGUAUUUUCUUAGCGUAAGUUUUGUGCUCCACCUGAGGUUUCAAAUGUUUUAGUCUCCGAAUUUCAUCUAAGCUAUAGUCCCUCGCGAAAAAAUGAAAUUACCGCUCUAUUUUUUACCUGCUAAAAUCAGCCAGGACUCAUGAGACAAGGUAUGAAGAAAAGGGGUCUCUUUCCAUUUAUGCCUGUAAUUUAACACUUAGUCUUAGCUUGAACUUUUAUUGCUGGAAGGAGUGACAGUGGUUUUCCUGUUAAAAAUUUGAUAAAGAAAAAUGUAUAUCUUAUGCUUUCUUUAUAGUAUACUUUUUGAAAAGUAGGUACUAUACAACCUCAAAAUAACUCAAAUUAAUAUUUAUUCUCAAAAUACUCAUGAUGGAACUGUCAUCAAGCUAUUGAUUGUUAUUUGCUAGGUUGCAAUUUAACCAAAAUGAGAGCUCAAGUUUUGUAUUUUAUUUUCAAGAGGCACGUAAUUGAAGGGGAUGUGCAAAUUAGAAUUUUCACAAGAAGGGUUCACAAAGUUCAUUAAUUGUGGAUAGUGGAUACUUAGCUACUGUGGAAAACUAGUCUUUCUGCAACGGGCUGUGAUACUGAGGCAACACUGGUUAAAAAUAUAAAGUGCUUUAUUAGUGAAAUAGGGCAAAGCCCAGGCGUUUUUAGGGUGUUGCCGUUCGGUGCCGUACAUUCUCUAUUUUUCGAGCGAUGGGCAUGCAUUAGGUAAUUGGCUAGCAAAUUGCAUCCACAAACUAGGAUUUUGUAUGAGAAGCCGAACAUCGAGUACAAGAGUUUUCCGAAGAGUAGCGAGUCCAAGACAAUGUUUAUUGUUUUAAAAACAAAGAUUAUGCCAAUGAGUCCUGGCGCAAGGUCCCAAAUUCAUAAAAUAGGCUUCAUCCUCGUUUUGCUGCUCUUUCCACUAAUGUUUCUAUUGCGUUUUCCAAGAGGAAAUUCACAAAAUUAAUUCUGGACUCUGUUCGUAUAGGGUAUCCCAGGGCUUCUCAAGUCAGAGCAUUUUGUAUGGCAGCGCUUUCAAGGGGGUCAUCCGCCUUUGGUAGGCUUUUAUGUCUUCUGCUGUGUUAAUUCCCUAAAUGAAAUUUUUUGGGCUCUUGUAACUCCAUGCAAAUUCUAAUCGGGAUGGUAACUGUGUUGGUGCUUUUGUCUCUGUAAUUUUUGUGUUGAAACCCACCCAAACCCCGUUUAUCUCAUGUUUUACUGGCGUGUGAGUCAAGCAGUCUACUUCGCUCCCUUUAGCCGUUAGGAUUCGUGUUAGCGGGGUCAAAAACAUGCUUUUAUCGUUGUGUCAUACUGGAAUCUCAUUAUAGAGGUGCUGUGCCCAUCCUAAUACGACAGGCGCUGCCUGGCAUUGGGUGAGGUACGCCACUUCUCCCUUGGUCAUGGUCAUGUAUCUGGGGCCGUCUCCUUGCAUCCUUGCAAAUUCUUCGCUGUGAUUGACGGCUAAAGCCAAUUGGUGCUGUAAGAUUUUUCUUCAAGUUGAAAUGUUACCGUUUUUAAGUUUUGAAAUAUCGAGUUGAGUGAAGUUUUCAUGUGCUUCUCCAAAUACACAAAUUUUACAUUAAAAUAUGUCAACAAAUCUGCUGUAAUGUUUUGAAAGGUCUUGGUGAAUGGAAAACCAUAGUCUGACUCAGAUAGAAUGCAGAAUCGUGCAUGUUCUGUGUGGUAUGCGUCAUGGUGACAUAUUCUGGUUUUCUUUGCUGCUUUAAGGCUGAAUGCCACGUUUUUUCACUGACUGGAUAGGAAAUUGGUUCCGGUGCUGUUGAAUCGUUGAAGCGGAGUGACGGGGCCUCGUGUAGGACCGUGAAGUGUUUUGCGUUGCGUCUUGAAUGGAGGCGUCCCAAAAUGUGUGGCCCCUAACCGGGUCCAUGCACUUUCCGGUUGUAAAAACACAUUUUACGCCCGUUUUAAGGUAAAUUUUGUUAGGUUCGACAAAGAGUUAAAGCAUGAUAAAAAGUACCUGGCAGGAAAUUCAAAUAGGUAGAAGGAACUAAUAAUAAAAAAAAUGUAAUAUUGAGUAGGUAUUCCCACUUACCAAUGUCUUCUCUUUUCACAAUUACACGGUAUUUUCUCCAGUCGUUGGGUUGCGGUGGCGGUGUGCAAGAUUCUAUUACUUUAGAUAAUGGGAUGGAUUGAUGUCAUAUGCACUCAAAGAUAUGUAAUUCUUUGAAUAUUUAAUUUAAGUGAGAGUAAAGGAAAAACAAAAAUCGUAAAGUAAACAAUAAAAAAGUUCAGAAUCUUUGCAGAGAGGUACAGUGAAACCUCAAUAACUCGGUUCCCGGAUAAGCCGGUAACCUGUUUUAGUCGGUAGAAUUGCCCGGUCCCGUUUAUCACCCAUAUAACACAGUGCUAAAUAAGUCUGGAUAGCGGUUUGGUCAGAUUCUGAAACCGCUUAACUCGGUGAAAUUUUUCCAUCUCGGCCUGUUUUUCUUCGAUUGUCACCCGUGAUCAAGCGUAGGUAGUGUUUCCGCGCGCGGUGCGGGUCGGGUCAAGUUACGCCACGAAGGGUGAGCGAAUCUCCGAGAGAGCGCAGCGCAGUGCGAGAGACAACAUCAGCUCCCCUUUUCCUCCACCACAGCAUGAUCACUCUCAGUGAAGGCGGCCAGCUGGAGGGGGGACCACAGUCCUUAAUUUCUUCCGGACCGCUUCCCUCUUCCCAUCCCCAUGUCCCCAUCAGUAUUGUUGCUGAUAGCAGUGCGGAGCGACACGUACCGACAGCUCUGCUGCCGUGCUACGAAAGUGAGCAAUAAAGUACGUCAAUAACAAUAAAGUAUGUAAAGGAAUGAGCCUCAAAACCCAUGAGAUCACAAGCUAACUGAGGCCCUUGCCAAACUGUACUUACUGCUCUCUUCCAUAACGCGCCAGAGUUGUGCUCUUAUAUUGAAUAUCAUUUCUAGAGAAAAAGUGAAAAUCAAAGGAGGUAUUCACGAUCUUUAUUAAUUAUGUACAUACUUUCAAGUAAAGGCGACUUUUAAUCAAUGUGUAACAAAUUCAAAAAUUUGGAAAAAUUGUGCGGUCAUUAUUUACACCUUAAAACUGUUUGCAAAAAAUGUACAGAUUAUGCUUUUGAAAAAAAGUCAGUAAUAGCGGCUUGCUUUUUUGCCUGCAGGGCAAUCAAAUGUGUUUUCUCCUCUAUGAUGUAUAGGGCUCGUUGAAACUCAACGUCCCCGUGUUCAGAGGAAAAAUUGCGCAGAACGUCCACGGCGCCAAGGGCUUGCGAGGAGGUGACAUGUUGGAGCACGGGCUCCUCUUCAUCUUCAGAAGAAGACUGACCCCCAGCGGUGUUAAGGUUACUUGAAAUAAUAUUUACGAGAAAUUGCGCAGAACGUCCACGGCGCCAAGGGCUUGCGAGGAGGUGACAUGUUGGAGCACGGGCUCCUCUUCAUCUUCAGAAGAAGACUGACCCCCAGCGGUGUUAAGGUUACUUGAAAUAAUAUUUACGAGUAUAAUCAAUAAUAGAAUAAAGAAGUAAAAAAUAGAAAUAGAAAACAAAACCACAAGAAAAAUAAUAUCUACUUCUUACACAUUCGUGUUGAAAAUAAUUACUUUUAGUGUCAAAUUAUCGAGAAGAGGUAGUUCUCAACAUAUAAUUAAUCAAUAGAGAACGAAUAUUAAUGAGAAAAAUUAUAAUGGUUACAUAGACACCUACUCGACUCAAAGGAAAAUAACAGAUCAAAUAGAACAUUUAAAGUUUUACAUCGGUUAACAUUUGACAGUCAAAGUCUCUAAUUAAUAUAAUAUAUCAAA